Messenger RNA from Paramecium sonneborni, 2372 nucleotides. Lineage: Eukaryota; Ciliophora; Oligohymenophorea; Peniculida; Parameciidae. The record is from the annotation of a GenBank genome assembly.
AUGUACAAAGAAAUGUUUAUGGUGUUGCUGUUGGUCAACUUGUCAUUAUAAUUUAAGACUGCGGUUAAAACAUAAAUAACUCCAUUGGAAACAAUAUUAGGAAUAGAUCCUUCUGGAUGGACAUGUGAAAAUCCACCAUAUAAAGAGUAAUUGAGAGCUGAACAUGAUAUAGAAUAAUGGAUCGAUAUAGUGAAACAUAAGGAUGGUUUUGAUGGUGAUUUGUAAGUAUUAGCAAUGGUAAAAGCACUAGUGGAUAAAGUAUUAGCUUCAGUAUAACAUAUUUCUGGAAGUACUUUUGUGUAGGUGAAACAUAUACAUCAUCAAUUAUCGAAACACUUUAAAAAGUUAUCAGAGAUAGAGUCAUUGUCAUCGUGGAAUGAUAUUAAUGAUAUUUUGGGUUAUGUUGAAGUAUUGAAUAAAGCAAAAAGUAAUAAAUUUGAAAAUAAUAAAUUAGGUGAUGAAGAUAAGUUAUAAUUAGCAACUAUGAUUGCAGGAAAGAUAUCAGAAUUAAUUUAAUAAAUAACAGAGAUCUAAUUAUAAUUGAAUUCAAUACCUGUAGAGAUAGAUGAUUUGUAUGAGUUAUCAACAAGAGUAAAUCAAAAAACUUUAGCAUGUAAAGAUGUGUGGGCACCUUUUUUGGAAGCAGAUGAAAAAGCUGAAGAGGAAAAAUAAAGAGUGGAAUAAGAAUAGGAAGCAGCAAGAGUAUAAGCAGAGGAAGAGGCAAAAUAAAGAGAAGAAUAAGCAAUAGAGGAGGAAAGAAGAAAGGAGGAAGAAGCUAGGGAAUUAUAAGAGUUGAAAAAUAGUGUAGAACUUACACCUGAAGAAGCUGAAGCUUUAGAAUAAGAAGCUGAACAAGAAUUAUAAUUAGCUGAAGAAGCAGAAAUUUAAGCAUAGUAAGAAUUAGAAAAAGCAUAGAUUACUGAAAAAGAGGCAGAAUAAGAAGCAGAAAAAGAAGAAGAAGAAGCUAAAGAAGCUGCAUAAAGAGCAGAAGCUGCUGAAUAAGCUUUGUAAGAGGCGUAAAGAAUAGAGGAAGAAGCAUGUGUAGAUGCAGAGGAAGCAGAAAGAAGAUUAAAAGCUGCUUAAGAGGCUGCAGAAGAGGCAAGAAAAAAAGUAGAAGAAGCAGAAAGAUUAGCAGAAGAAGCUAGAAAAACUCAGGAAUGUUUAGAUGAACCUCCUCUUGAUGAACCAUUUCAUGAAGAAUUUUAUGAAGAAGAAUAUGAAUAUUUUUCUGAAGAAGAAGGAUGUACUGAUGAAGCAUUAGAAGAUUUAAUUGAUACUUUAAUUGAUGCAGCUAAUGGACCUAGUGCUUAUUAAACAGGAUGUGGGUAUCCUGGAUGUUAAGACUAACCAAUUAUUAUUGUUGUCGAAGAUGAUGAAGAUGAACCAUAACCUGAACCAUAACCUCAACCUGAACCAAAAUAAGAAGAAGAAAACUUAGUAGAGGAAGAAAUAGAAACUGAACCUACUCCAGAUGAUGAUAAAACAUUUGAAGAAGAAUAAGAGGCUGAAGAGGAAAUUACAGUUGAAGAAAUUGUUGAAGAAGAAAUUAUUGUAGAAGAAAUUUUAGUAGAGGAAGAAGAAGAAGAUGAUGAUGAUUUUGGUAGAUUAGAAUAUCCAGUUGAUCCUCCUGAAGAAAUACAAUAUCUUCUCUAUAAAUCUGAUGAUAAACAUGUUAAUAUACAUACUUAAGAAUCAUCUAAAUGGGAAGUUGAAGUUAAUCAUGGAUCUGAUACCAGAAUUAAGGGAUCAACGGAAUAUAGUUAUGGAUUAUGGACAUAUUUUAGAUAUAAUGGUGCUAUUAAAAUUUCAGAGAAAAAAGAUGUAUUAGUAGUAGGAGGUUUAAGUGGAGAUGGAUCAAGCAGACUUUUGACGCUUAUUGGAGAAGGAUUUUAUAACUUCUAAAUAUUUGAUGGUGAUACUACUACAGAAUAAUAAGUAGAUUAUGGUAAAUAUUUGGAUGCUGAGUGGAUUUAUGUUUACUUUGGAUAUAAAGAAGGAAAAGCAAAUGGUUAUGUCUAUUGGCAAGAACUUAAACUAUCAAGAGUGUCACUUUUACAAUCACUUAUUAAUCUAUUCUUAAUACUAUCAAAUUUUCAUCAGGUUGGUGGUCAAGCUACAAAGCUUUCAAUGGAAUCAUUACUCAUAUCAGAGUUGUCUUAAAUAAGGAUUCUUUUAUUGAGGAUGAGAUUAUUAUGAAGAAUGCAAUCGAGUCUGAAUAUCCUGUUCCAAGUGAAACAGAUUUAGAUUAUUUGGAAAAUUAAUAUUAUGAAAAAAUUGAAUAUGAGGGAUUAAUAACAGAACCUAAAUUACAUUGGGACUUAGAUAGAUAUAGAGAAUAUUCUUUUUCUACUUGGUUUAGAUAUGAUUGACAU